This is a messenger RNA of Salvelinus namaycush (lake trout), 2735 nucleotides long. Its product is annotated as solute carrier organic anion transporter family member 1C1-like. Gene Ontology annotation, cellular component: membrane. Gene Ontology annotation, molecular function: protein binding. NCBI's taxonomy places the organism in Eukaryota, Metazoa, Chordata, Actinopteri, Salmoniformes, Salmonidae. The transcript is spliced from 13 exons. The record is from RefSeq and is a predicted model, not a curated record. Gene Ontology annotation, biological process: transmembrane transport; sodium-independent organic anion transport. Bases 4 to 2043 code for a protein of 679 amino acids.
CAGAUGUUCCUUGUGGCUCUGUCGUUUGCCUACUUUGCCAAGGCCUUGUCUGGCAGCUACAUGAAGAGCACAAUAACCCAGCUGGAGAGGCGCUUUGACAUCCCCAGUUACCUAACAGGCGUCAUCGACGGGAGCUUUGAGAUAGGUAACCUGUUGGUGAUAGCAUUCGUGAGUUACUUUGGUGCAAAGCUGCAUCGGCCCAAGAUCAUAGCCAUGGGCUGUGUACUGAUGGCAGUGGGAACAUUCAUCAUCGCUCUGCCACACUUCCUCAUCGGACGCUAUAAGUUCGAAACGUCAAUCCGAUCGUCAGUGAAUUCAACCAAUAACCUCUCUCCAUGUCCAGCGCGUCUGUUGUCACCCGCCGCGCUAGCUUCGGGUGACCCGCUUUCUAAGGCACCAAGCACAGGGACAGGUUGUGAAGGAGAGUCCAACCUCUCCAUGUGGAUCUAUGUGUUCCUGGGGAACGUCUUACGAGGGAUUGGGGAGACUCCAGUGCAGCCCCUUGGGAUCUCGUAUAUAGAUGAUUUCGCCAGGGAGGAAAAUGCUGCAUUUUACAUUGGCUGCGUUCAGACCAUAGCAGUCAUUGGUCCUGUGUUUGGCUAUUUACUGGGAUCUCUGUGUGCCAAAAUAUAUGUGGACAUUGGAUUUGUCAACAUGGAGAGUAUCACCAUAAGCCCUGGUGAUGCUCGUUGGGUGGGGGCCUGGUGGUUAGGUUACCUUAUAGCUGGGGUGAUCACCCUGCUUUCAGCCAUCCCCUUCUGGUUCCUGCCCCGUUCCCUGCCCAUCCCGUCAGACCGAGGCCCAGCCCAGUGCACCCCGGAGCAGACUAGCUUCAUCAAAGACUCCCCUCUCCUGGAGCAUAAGUACCAAGCCGACGAGCCAGCUGGCUUUCUGGAGAUGGCCAAAGAUUUCAUACCAACGUUGAAAACCCUCCUGGGGAACCCAGUGUACUUCAUCUACCUGUGUGUGACCAUCAUUCAGCUGAACUCUCUCAUCGGCAUGGUAACCUACAAGCCCAAGUACAUAGAGCAGCAUUACGGACAGUCAGCAUCAAAAGCCAAUUUCCUGAUGGGUACAAUCAACAUCCCUGCUGUGGCGUUGGGAAUUUUUACUGGCGGCCUGCUCAUGAAGAGGCUGAAGCUGAGCAUCAUGGGAGCGGCCAAGUUUGCGUUCGGCACCUCUCUGAUAGGCUACUUCCUAUCCCUCUUCUUCUUCGUCAUGAGCUGCGAGAACGCCAAAGUGGCUGGGAUCACGCUGCCCUACAACCGGGUGGAUGGCGUAUCGUAUGAGGAGCGCUCAUUAUUCUCAGCCUGUAACUCGGACUGUGUGUGUUCAGACAGAGACUGGGACCCUGUCUGUGGAGAGAACGGCAUCACGUACGUCUCUCCCUGCCUGGCUGGCUGCCAGACCUCCACAGGAUCAGGGAAGAACACGGUGUUUUCUAACUGUAGCUGUGUGGUGGCAGCAGGGCUGAGCAGUGGUAACCUGACAGCCAGUGUAGGCCACUGCCCUCACAGAGAUGACUGUGACCGUGUCUUCCCUUACUUCCUGGCUCUCUCUGUCGUCACUUCCUUUAUCAUCUCCCUGGGUGGCACGCCAGGCUACAUGGUCCUCAUCAGGUGUAUCAAGCCUCAACUGAAGUCCUUAGCUCUGGGGUUCCAUACUCUGUCCACACGUACACUUGCGGGCAUCCCAGCGCCCAUCUACUUUGGGGCGAUCAUCGACACCACGUGUCUGAAGUGGGGCCAGAAGAGAUGCGGAGGGAGAGGAGCCUGUCGGAUAUACAACACUACAGCAUACAGGAUAGCUUACCUGGGUCUAACUAUGGGCCUGAGGACAGUUUCCUUCCUGCUGUGUAUACUGGGAUUCGUGCUGCUCAAACGACACCUGCGGAGAGAGGAACGCAGUGCCCACCAAGUGGCCAAUGGCGGAGCAGAACUGGAGGUACUCAGGAAAGAGGAAGUCCUAGCCUCCAACUCGGACCAAUCGCUACGGACUUCCACAACAGACUACAACAACACAGAGAGAGAGACACGGCUGUGACAGUCUGAGACUAUCUCCCCUGAUCCCUCACGUUACACACACACGCGAGAUGUGCAGGAACCAACAACGCUCUGCGCCAGACCAUCUCAUAGAACAUAAAUUAUAUAUUUGUACUAGACCUGUCUAGGUUAUGUAUAUUUAAAAAAAAUAACAUCUUUUUGAUAUAACUGAUGUACUUCAUGGAUGUACCUGCUGUAUUUUACAAAAACACAAAUGUAACAACAAAGAAUUUCAUAUUUGUUUUUUUUUUACAAAGAAAGCAUUUGAUUGGAUUUGUUAUCCAUUGGUUAAUUGUUUUUACUGCAGCGAGAGUCCAGUUUCGGUCACUGAGUAUUUUUGUAACAACUCUCAAGGUAGUCUACAUUAUAAUAUUGUUAGACAGCCUCAAUCUGUUGAAAGAGAAUGUCAGACAUUCUGUGUUUAUCUACUGUAAACAUUGCCAAAAUAUGAUCUCAAUAGCCCUGUUUAUACCUGGUUCUAACAUGCAUCCUUCAUCCUGAUCUUGUCCGUUUACACUUAUGCACAGCAAAUUGGUCAGUGUUACCUAGUGUUGAUAUUUCAGUUUAACAUUUGUAGCAUUGAUUCAGGUGUUAAACUAACUCUGCAAGUGUUAAAUUAACACUCUGGUGUAAAAGAACCCCACUGUUGGUGUUAAUAACCAGUGUUAAACCAAAACCACACCCAUCAUUAUA